UGGCGCAUUACUUACACAUACCAUAAGGACAGAAAUAGACAAGAAAAUCAAUUUCCCUUGCAGGGUUAGCAACUUCUGUCUUACUACAACAGCAUCACUUGGGUCGGCAUUGUGUCCACCGUCCUGGAAAUUCAGCUGGCGACGACUUGAACAAUGAAUUGGUUCGCUUCACUGUUCUCAACCGACCGUAGUAAACAGUCUGUACGACGAGGACAGGCAAUGUCGACAACGCAUGAAGCGUUCUCACUCCCAACUUCGUCAUCGGGUCAUGGGCGACAUCCAGACGCUUUCAACCCAGCGGCUCUUCAGACACCAGACCCACUCAGUCCAACAUAUACAUAUCCACCGCAAUCCCCAAUCUCUUCCUAUAGCUAUGUACCGACUUCCUCUCGCUCACGACCGGCCUCACUCCUUCCUCUUCACCACACGCCCUUUGUAGAUUCAAUGACCCCACCGCCACCUUACCCUCCAUUAGAAAAUACGUGGAAUCGCCUAAAACUAUGGCUGGCUCGUGAAUACCCAGAACUAGGCGAUACUCUCAACUACGGCAUUCUUCCACAGGACCUUGCGCAAAUUGAGAUGCAAUUUGGUUUUGCACUACCGCAGGCGGUACGGGAGUCGUAUCUCGUCGUGGACGGACAAGAAGCAGAAUCGUCAGCGGGAUGCUCAGAGGGCCUCUUCUUUGGCCUCUCGUUGCUCCCCCUCGAGGGUGUCCUCGAUGAGUGGCGUUUUUGGCGUGAAGUCGAUGAUGACCCUCAGACAGGAAGUAAUCCACAUCUGCGCGAUAUCAUGCGGUCCAUACCUGACGGCUAUGUGCGGAAAGAAUACUCGCAGCGUGGUUGGAUCCCACUCGUCGUGGAUAAAGCAGGCAACUAUAUCGGCGUGGACCUCAACCCAGACAAGGACGGCACCGUGGGUCAGGUAAUUGUCUUCGGGCGCGAGUUUGACACGAAGAUAGUGCUUUGGCAUGGGGAUGGACCCGGUGGGUGGGCGAGGUGGCUCGCAAAUUUUGUCGAUGAAUUAGAGAGCGGGGAGGGCUUUGAGCUGGGACCGGCAGAGAGUGAAGGCAGCGAGGAUGACCUAGGAUAUGAGGCCUACUUCUUUGAUGGAAGUGGGCGGGGUCAAGGCGAUGGUGGUGGGGAGGCUGGACCAGGGGGGCUGCGGCUCACCGGGGAGUAUAGAGGGUUGAACCCAAUGGAGGCAUGGGCUGACCGGAGCGUUAAGAAAUGGUACGAAUCAGGUUUGAUCCAUGGUGCUCCGUCGCUAGAUGAGAAGAAAGGCAAGGCGCGGGAGAUACAUGGCCUUGGCGUUUUAAACCUCGCUGACUCCGACGCAGUUGUUCCUAUACCCGUCUUCACGGACUUGAAGCUCACAGAAGAAACUACCGAUAUUAUACCACAGCCACCUGUUCCCGUCAUUUCCAUCACCAAACCCCCAGCUCCGUUACCCGUAGGCUUACCGACUGCCAACGAUGUCGUCUCUCUCCCCUCGCCGCCAGAUUCGCAACGUUCGUCUAACGAGGAUCUCGAAGCGGGCCGUGGGCCCGGCAUGCGGGCAAUACCAGAAGACGUAGUAAUCGUUAAAGUUCCUCCUAGACAUUCUCCUCGUGCGAAAGUGGAAACUCUUGUCGGACAGGUCAUUUCCACGGCAGACGACGUGCACAUAGAGACGCCACCCUCUUCGGUGGAAAGUGUCACUGACCUACUUGCUGACUCUGCUCCUGCUAUGGAUGCAGUUCCACUCCAACCCUCGACCCCCACUAUUGCGGUGGUAGAAAUAGAAGCUUCUGGAUCAUCAGAGCCCGUUCCUACCUUGCGGCCGUCGCAAGAGGAUACUCAAGAACCUAGCACGACUAUUCGAUUAGUCGGCGGUGGAGGCUCCUCUGGCAUUGUAGAUACCAAACCCGCAGACGAUGUUUCCGACCCAGCAGCAGAUGUCAUAUCUGUGAUUUCUUCGGGAACGGGCGGCUCUCCUUCAAAGAAGGACAAAAUCCACGAGAAGAGCAAGUCGAGCAUAUCUUCACUGAAGAAGAUUGUUAACAUCGGCGAGGGCAAGCGGAAAAAGGACUCGAGCAGUAGCAUCAAAGAGACGAUAUGACCUCCACGCGGCCUACAUACCACGGAUUCGCAUUUUUGACUUGUUCGCCGGACAUAGUUUGCUUAAUGCUUAUGUUCACUACAGCUGUGCGAGUGUGUUGUUCGAGUUUUAUUACUUCCCUUGUUACUACUACCCUGACUUUUACUCGUUACACACCCCGCUCGUUGCAUUGCAUUGCAAUUUUUGUCUGAUAUACCCAUACGUAACUACAAAUCAGUAUCAGCGUUGCUCUGCGAUUUCAGCUAAUGUAAUUUUUCUGGAGACCAAUAGGUCUCUGUUUAUAUUCCAGCUUGCCUUCAGGCAGAUGUU
Messenger RNA from Suillus clintonianus, 2406 nucleotides. RefSeq lists its product as uncharacterized. Gene Ontology annotation, cellular component: mating projection tip. Lineage: Eukaryota; Fungi; Basidiomycota; Agaricomycetes; Boletales; Suillaceae. The transcript is spliced from 3 exons. Gene Ontology annotation, biological process: regulation of fungal-type cell wall biogenesis. The record is from RefSeq and is a predicted model, not a curated record. Bases 154 to 2097 code for a protein of 647 amino acids.